Messenger RNA from Pygocentrus nattereri (red-bellied piranha), 3337 nucleotides. RefSeq names its product coiled-coil domain containing 22 (gene ccdc22). Gene Ontology annotation, molecular function: cullin family protein binding. The record is from RefSeq and is a predicted model, not a curated record. The transcript has 16 exons. Bases 327 to 2246 code for a protein of 639 amino acids. Gene Ontology annotation, biological process: positive regulation of ubiquitin-dependent protein catabolic process. Lineage: Eukaryota; Metazoa; Chordata; Actinopteri; Characiformes; Serrasalmidae.
AUGACUUCCUUUUCACUUUUUAUCAGAAUUUUCGGACUAGGCGCUCAAGGCGUGUGUUGGUGCCAUGGCAGCUUUGUAAAUAGAUCUUCCGCGUCUCUGAGAGGAAUUUUCGGAGACCCAAAUAUGAUCAUUCAGUGGUCGUACCCCUAGCUCGGUGUCGGCAGCUGUUUACCUUGACGACUGAGUUAGCGGCCGUGCACUGUCCCCCAGAGCAGGCGAGGCUAAUGCCUGGUUAGCGGUAGCCUUAUGAGACCCACUCGGCUGUGCGUGGUGGGGGUUCCGGUAACCUAAGAAGGUUUUGCAGCUGCAUCUAAUAUCUCUCAGUAAUGGAAGAAGUUGAUCGGAUUUUAAUCCACUCUCUAAGACAGGCUGGCACAGACAUUGAUGAAGAUGUCCAGAGUGUCAAGCAGUUCACCAGUGAGUUGAUCGUGGAAGCGGUGGUGCGAUGCCUACGUGUGAUCGAUCCAGGCCUGGGCAGUGGCGUGUCCACCACGCUGCCCCCUGGCAUGUCUGCCCGCUUCAGGCUGGGAAUGAGCCUGGCCCAAGCCUGCCAGGACCUGGGCUAUAAGGGUGAGAUCGGCUACCAGACAUUUCUGUACAGCAAUGAGCCAGAGAUCCGCUCUCUGCUCAUGUUCCUGGUGGAGAAGCUGCCGAGAGAGAGUGCAGAGGCCUCGGACCAGCCAGCAGGGAAGUCUGCUCUCCUGCAGAAAGCCAUCGCAGCCCAAAUUAAAGCUCAGCUGGCCUUGCCUUGGCUUCCUCCGUCCUGCAGACUGCCCCUCCACUGCAAAACGCAGAGCCCAGGUCCGUGUCAUAGUUUCCGAGCCCAGCCACUUAGUCUCCCAUACUCGUUGAAAGCUCCCAGCAAGAAACAGGCUAAAGAAGUAAAAGAGUACUGGAGGGUGCAUUUGCUGCCUGUGACGUCCCAGCCUUCCCAGCAUGCCUCAGUGCCUGCCUCUCUAUUGGAGAACCAUGUAUCUGAGCUCAGCGCCGCUCAGGAGUGGGAGAAUGAGUGGAACAGCCAAGGCCUUCUGUCCAGACUUACUCCUGAGGACUACCGUUCUAGGAAACGAGCGCGGCUGCAGAAGCGAAUCGAGGAGCAGCUGAGGACUGCUGCUCAGCCACGGCCUGAUACCCACGGCGCCACACGCUCGACCUCUGACCUCACGGAGUUGCUGAACUCCUUCGGAGGGACAGCCACAGGUGGAGACAUCCUUACCAAGGGCACACGCUUUACCCACUCUGAGAAGUUCACCUUUACACAGGAGCCUGAAAAAGCAGCCCAGCAGAUGGCAGCAGCAGCAAGUGCACUUCCCAGCUCCCACCAGUCAGAGGAGGACCUGAAGGCAAAGCAAGAGGCAGAACUCUCAGACCUGCAGCAGCAGCUGCAGCAGCUGUCGGUCCAAAUGGAGGAAGUGGGCGGAGACAUUAGACAGCUUACAGUGUCCAUUCAUCAGGUGUCAGAUGAGCUGAAACAGAGAGAGUUAAGCAAUUCAGAGAAGCAGGAUACAGUCAAGGUGAAGAAACAGACUAUUGACCUCCUACCGGAUGCCGAGAAUAACCUGGUCAAGUUACAGAGCCUGGUGGAAGGCAGUGCCAAGCGAGUGGUUCAUUUGGCUUCACAAUGGGAGAAACAUAGAGCACCACUUAUUGACGAACACCGUCGGCUCAAAGAGCUCUGCAGUAAUCGAGAGAUGGAGUCCUCCAUGAAGUUGUCUGAAAUCAAGGACCUCCACGAUAAAAUCCGGCAUUCUGCUGAGGAGGCCAAAAAGAAGGAGAGCCUGUAUAAGCAGCUGAUAACAGAGUAUGAGACUUUGCCUAAAGACGUCUCCCGCUCGGCCUACACGAUGAGAAUCCUUGAGAUCGUCAGCAACAUUAAGAAACAGAAGGAGGAAAUCACAAAGAUUUUGUCAGAUACUAAGGAGUUGCAGAAAGAGAUUAAUGGACUGACAGGAAAGCUUGACAGAACGUUUGCUGUAACAGAUGAAUUAGUUUUUAAGGAUGCCAAGAAGGAUGAAUCUGUUCGUAAAUCUUAUAAGUACCUGGCUGCCUUACAUGAGAACUGCACCCAGCUUAUUCAGACCAUUGAGGAUACAGGUACCAUCAUGAGAGAGAUCAGAGAUCUAGAGGAACAGAUUGAGACAGAGAAUGGUAAAAAGACGGUUAGUAACCUGGAGAAGAUUCUGGAAGACUAUAAAGCUAUUCGUCAGGAAAACUCCGCCCUAGCUGCCAAGAUCAGGGAUGGCUAAGUCGGCCCUGGAUGUGUUGGCUGGUACUACAAAUACUGUGAUCUGCUGUCAUGGUAAAGCCAGUGUCACUCCAUCUUCAAGCUUACAAGCCUUCCGUCAUCUCUUUCUUCAUUUUCUGAUCCACACACUGACAACAUUGCUUUGUGCUGGAGGUGUGGACACGAGACUUUUUUGUAUCAAAAUGACACCGACUUAGUUUGAUGUGAGAAUGUUAUCUGAUACUAACGCUAGUCAUCUGAACGAGAGAUUUUUUUUUGUUUUGUUUUGGGUUUUUUGGCCUUGACUGCAGUGGUUCAAGCCGGGCCAGCACUUAUGCUUUUGCCUUGUAAAAACAGCAAGUUUUGCAAUACAACAGUGACAACUUUAUUGUGUAGAUGAAAGUGCAGUUAUUGCGACUGCUGAUUUUGUGACCGUCAUAUUAAUUUGGGAGAAUAUCAGAAGUAUGGAUGAACUAUGGCUUUGUCAGGUUUUAAAUGAGAACACUUAAGAAUCUUUGCACAUGAUUGUGUUGCAAUAGGGAAGCAGUGAGCCCGAAUCAAUCCCUGUGGUUCCUGUAGAUAACUGAAGCUCAGUGUUGUCAUAUUGAUUUAAUGAGCAGUUUAUCAUUGUCUAACUUUUAUCAAGCCAAGAACAAUACGAUUAGUCUCUAUCUGACCCUUGUCAUAUACCAUGGGAAGUGAGAUGUAUAGAAGGACUGAUUUUUCCAAUCAAGUAUUAUCUUGACUUAUUGAGGUUUGUCAGAGCCAGUCUCCCUUGUUUUUUUGUUUUUUUCUGAUUGCACACAACAAAAUAGUAAUUGCCAUUCUUUUUUUUUUCUUUUUUAAUUAAAUCACCACAUGUCUUACAUCCAUGUGACUGGUCUGAACAUCUUAUUCAUCUCUCAUAUGCCACAACUAAUAUGCUGUGGCUGAACAAUUUAGCAAAAAUCAUAAACACGUGAUUUAUCACUGUUCAAAUGAAUGCUCUAACUUUUGUGUAAUGUACAGAAACUGAGACAGUGUGUCUUUUUUGAAAGGAACAGUUCAGCCAGUUUCUUUUAUACCAUGAUCAAAUGCUUGUCUCUCAUUUGAUUAAAGAGAAUGCAAAUGGAA